AUGGCGUCUGCCCAGGCAAAGGCUCAGGAUUAUCUGAGCGUCAUUGAUAAGGAGCUCUCCAAAUACCCCGCCCUUAACAAUCUCGAGAAGCAGAUUGGUGUCCCCAAGGCCUAUGCCGUCAUCGGUGUUGCUGCUCUCUACUUCUUCCUCAUCAUCUUCAACAUUGGUGGCCAGCUCCUCACAAACUUUGCCGGCUUUGUUCUUCCUGGCUACUACUCUCUGGGCGCUUUGUUCUCUCAGUCCAAGGAAGAUGACACUCAGUGGCUGACGUACUGGGUUGUUUUCGCUUUCUUCACCGUCGUCGAGGGCUUCUUCAGCAUUGUUUACUGGUUCCCCUUCUACUUUGUCUUCAAGUUCAUCUUCCUGCUGUGGCUGGCUCUCCCCACUUUCCGCGGCGCUGAGGUCGUUUUCCGAUCUUUCCUUGCUCCUACCCUCGGCCGAUACUUCCAGGGCCCUGGCACUUCUGCCGGUCUCCGCUCCAAGACUGAUGCCUUUGACAAGACUCAGUAA
Molecule: messenger RNA, 510 nt
Organism: Trichoderma breve
Lineage: Eukaryota; Fungi; Ascomycota; Sordariomycetes; Hypocreales; Hypocreaceae
Product: TB2/DP1, HVA22 family domain-containing protein
Exons: 4
Coding region: 1-510 (169 amino acids)
Source: RefSeq, a predicted model, not a curated record